Pseudophryne corroboree (corroboree frog) is the source of this 2094-nucleotide messenger RNA. RefSeq names its product RING finger protein 151-like. The transcript has 6 exons. Gene Ontology annotation, molecular function: zinc ion binding. The coding region runs from base 51 to 1022 and encodes 323 amino acids. NCBI's taxonomy places the organism in Eukaryota, Metazoa, Chordata, Amphibia, Anura, Myobatrachidae. The record is from RefSeq and is a predicted model, not a curated record.
GAGCGGUUUCUCCGGAAACACAACAAGUAUUCCCCUUUCUUUUCAUUACAAUGCAGAAGGGGAAUGAGAUUCCAUUGGGAUACCUCUGUGAUGUGCUUCCCAGUCUCACUCUCAGUACUCACACUUUCCUGACUCCCACAAGUUCCGCCUGGGUCAUGGGGUUUGACAUUGAGCGUUUCCUGGGGUAUGUCAAUGAGGGUCUACUGUGCUGUAUAUGUCGGGAUGUACUUGAAGAUCCACUACAAGCCCCCUGUGAGCAUGCGUUCUGUGAUUCCUGCAUACACGGAUGGCUCGUUCACCACAAUAACUGUCCUGAAGACAGACAAAGACUGGCUGUUACUGACCUAAGGCCUUUGCACAGGUACAUGCGGAAUGAUCUGAGUCGGCUUCAGAUUCGGUGUAAUAACUGCAGGAGCGGCUGUGCAAUGGUCUGCUCUCUGGAUUCCAUAGACAAACAUGAGAGGGAGUGUGAAUAUGGACGCAUGUCCUGCAUGAACACGGGUUGCCCGGCCCAGUUUGAGAGAAGACAUCUGGAUGGUCAUUUGGCAGUGUGUGAACAUCGGAGCCGGGAAUGUCCCAAUGGCUGUGGCUAUGCCAUUCUCAGUGCUGAGGAUUUACAACAUAAUUGUAUAGCUGAGCUACGAACAGAGCUUGAACUUCUAAGAUCUGAAAUGAUCUGCAGAGUUGAAGAAACCAAGCAGGAGAUGGAAUCUAGACUUGACUCUCAGAGAAGACACAUGGUGCAGAAGGAGAGUAUUGUACAGGGUGAAAUGGAAGAGUUGAAGAGUCAGAUGUCACGGCUGAUGACUGAUGUGCGAUCUCUGAUGGCUUCAGAAAGACAGCAUCGCCAAGACCUGGAUCAGGCAGGCCUGGAGAAGCAGGAGCUGAUGGAGCUACUGAAAAGUUUACAGAGAGAAUGCAGAUCUAAGAGCAACAAUGAAAUACACAAACCUUCCAACAGCCGCUCUCUGACCCGCCUGGAAAGCAUAAAGAGAAAACCCAGGGAAGUCAGUGUUAUCUAACUUGUGUAACAUCACUCAGGAAUAUUAUAGGAGGUCAGCCUCAAACCAAUGUGGAGAAUCUCAGGUAUUCUGGCUGUUGGUUAUUAGGCAUUCAUAGUCUGUCUACGCAUGGUGAAGGAAGCUUGGACACUGUAUCCACACAUACAUCUUUUUAGACCAUCAAAGUUAAAAACAAUGAUCCUGUGUUCCAAUUCCUUUCUAUAGGUUUAAUGAUACAGUAGGUGCACGUAAGCCAUAUUUACCACAUAUCACACAAGGUUUUAUUGAAAUGUGUCUUUAUCUAGGUACUCUCAUUGUGGAGCCUAAUUAACAAUAUGCGGCAUCAGGCCCAAAUCUACCAGAGCAAUUAAUUUUUGCUCAGCGUCGGGACACCUGUUUUUCUAAGAAGCUGUACCAACAGCGGAGCAAUAUUGAAUGUCUCCGAUAGAGCCCUAAUACAAAAUUCCGUAUUUCGGAAUAUUUGGAUAUGGGAUACUCAACGUGUACUACUAUUCUUAUCACUGUUAGUAGUUAUGCAACUUGACCCUGCCAGGAAUUGAUAGUGCGCAUGUGUAACCUCAUGUCAUGAAUGUACACUGUCCUUGAGAGCCAGAUGGAUCCUUUGCUGGAAUCCCGAUAUCAUCCUAUAGGAAGUAGAAGGACUCAUUGGAUGCCAGUCUUCCAGAGCUAAAUGUAAUAGGGUGCGAUUUCGAAAAACGUGUGAUUUGUACCGUAAAUUCACACGUUUUCCGAAAAUUGCAAAUGUAAUAGCUUGCGAUUUUGAUAUAAAGCGCAAGUUUUUAACAUAUACCAAAAAUCGCAAGUACAGAAUCGCAUCCAGAUGUUUUCCCAUUGAAAACAAUGAAAAUCGCAAAUGUAAUAGGAUGCAAUUUUAACACUUACUUGCACACAAAACCUUACCAAAAAUCGCCAGAAUAAUAGACCAGGUUUAGACUGGCGAUUUCUGUAGAAGCAUGCACAGAUCAGUGUGAUCCAUGCAUGCUUCUGUCUGUAAAAAGUUAAGAAAGUGUUAAUAAUAAAAAAUAAAUAAAAAAGAAGUGCUGGUUACCACCAAAAGCAUAAGCAGCCGGUC